AGAGUGUCGCUGCACACAACUGAAACCCAAGGAGUCGUAGCGGAGAGGAAGUCUACACUGACCGCUGAGGCUUCCUUCCUCCUUCCCUCCCGCCUAGCCUUCAUCGUCUCCUUAUAAUCGCCUCCUGCUUCACCGACACAACCGUAUCUCGCUCCUCGUACUGCGUCCUCAAUGGCCAUCGCGGUCGUCCUUUCCGUGCUCCCGCUGCUCCUCGCACCCUGGUGCGUCCACGCCCAGCCGUCGCCGCCCUCCGGCCGCGGAAACAACAGCAGCAAUAGCUUCUACAAUUAUGACGCCAAGUUUAACCCCGCGAUGUCCAUCGUUAUCAUCGGCAUGAUCAGUGUUUUCUUCUGCCUUGGGUUCUUGGCCAUUUACAUCCGAUCCUGCACCGGCGACGGAGGGGACCUCGGCGUGUCCUCCCCCCGCUGGGCAGGCGGCGGCUUUGCUCGGUCUCGGCGGCAGCAGGGGCUGAAACCCGAGGUGCUGCAGACGUUCCCCACGCUGAUGUACGCGGAGGUGAAGGGGCUGAAGGCAGGGAAGGGCGCGCUGGAGUGUGCGGUAUGCCUCAGCGAGUUCGAGGACGACGAGGAGCUCCGCCUCCUCCCCCACUGCAGCCACGUCUUUCACCCGGACUGCAUCGACGCCUGGCUUGCUUCCCACGUCACCUGCCCGGUCUGUCGCGCCAACCUCGCCGAGCAAACCACCGACGGCGGUCUCCACCCGCCGUUUGUUGCCGUCCCAACGGCGGGCAAUCAUCCCGAGUCCGCUGCCCUGCCACAAAAUCAUGUUGCAAUCCCCGUGAACUCUGCAGUGGCGGAGGAGGAGGAGCGGAAGGCGGCCAUGGAACUGGCGCGAAUUGGAAGCCAGAAGCGGGAGGCUCGGUCGCGAUCCGGGCGUCGGUCGCCGAAGUUCCCACGAUCUCAUUCGACCGGGCAUUCCGUGGUCCGGUCGGUGGAGGACGUGGACCGGUACACCCUCCGGUUGCCGGAGCACAUAAGGAAGGAGAUCUUCGCCGCCCGGAAGCUCCACCGUUCAGCAAGCUGCGUCGCGUCCCCAAUCGCCGGGGAGGGAAGCUCAAGGAGCGGGCACGGUGGCGGCGGCGGCGGCGGCGGGGAGGGAAGUAGCCGCGGAUGGUGGAGCUUCCGCCCUCGGAAGUCGGACCGGUGGCCACCGUUCUUCUUACGGACGCUGUCAGUGAAGGUCCCGGCGUGGGUGACGGGGACGAAAGGGGAGGGCGAGUGCUCAGUGCAGAAGGGGGAAGCGGAGGGCUCAGUCAAGAGAAGGGUAGCGGCCGUGAGGACGUCCUUGGAAUGCCUCGGAGGCGGAGGCGGAGGCGGCGGAGGACGAGACGAUGACGAAUCCCCGACCAGCUCCCUGACUCGGCAAGUUUGACCGUGUCGAGCUCUGCAAAUUCUUGCUUGUUGACUUGGUUCCAGUUUUCACUUUAUAUAAAUACAUAAAAUUACAUA
This is a messenger RNA of Musa acuminata subsp. malaccensis (wild Malaysian banana), 1469 nucleotides long. The record is from RefSeq and is a predicted model, not a curated record. NCBI's taxonomy places the organism in Eukaryota, Viridiplantae, Streptophyta, Magnoliopsida, Zingiberales, Musaceae.